AUGUAUGGAUUAGCUUAUGACUCAAUCUCCCAUCACUACAAAGUCUUGAAAGUGAUCGGACCUGAGCUUAUAUCCUAUUCUUUGAAAGAUGAUUCGUGGAGAAGAAUUGAGGAUAUAAAAUACGAAACCGUGUGGUCCUGGGAUGAUUGCAACUUGGUUAACGGAGCGUUCCAUUGGAUUGCUAGCCUCGACGAAGAUAUCUUUCGUGGACCUUUCGUGAUUGUUUCACUUGAAAUAACGGAGGAAAAAUAUAAAGAGUUGGAACAACCACCUUCAAUACCUCGUUUAGCUGAUGAAACUCUAUUCCGUUUAACUGUAUUGAGGGAAAGCUUUGUUUGUACAGCUACUUAUUUAGAAUAUCCUUUGAUUUAUGGGUGA
Messenger RNA from Fraxinus pennsylvanica, 378 nucleotides. NCBI's taxonomy places the organism in Eukaryota, Viridiplantae, Streptophyta, Magnoliopsida, Lamiales, Oleaceae. The record is from the annotation of a GenBank genome assembly.